AGAAGUACCCCAUUCCAUCUCACCAUACCUAUCCCCUCUCCCUUUGCUUUUUCAGGUACACUGCAGUGGUCAUGCCUGUUCACUACCAGCAUGGCACGGGACAGAACUCCUGUCGGCGCGUGGCCCUCAUGAUCACGGCCGUCUGGGUACUGGCCUUUGCUGUGUCCUGCCCUCUCCUGUUUGGCUUCAAUACCACAGGUGACCCCACUGUCUGCUCCAUUUCCAACCCAGAUUUUGUCAUCUACUCUUCAGUAGUGUCCUUCUACCUGCCCUUUGGAGUGACUGUGCUUGUCUAUGCCAGAAUCUACGUGGUGUUGAAACAAAGGAGACGGAAACGGAUCCUCACUCGACAGAACAGUCAGUGCAUCAGUGUCAGGCCUGGCUUCCCCCAACAAACCCUCUCUCCUGACCGGGCACAUCUGGAGCUGAAGCGCUAUUACAGCAUCUGCCAAGACACUGCCUUGGGUGGACCAGGCUUCCAAGAAAGAGGAGAAGAGUUGAAAAGAGAGGAGAGGACUCAAAACUCCCUGAGUCCCACCAUAGCGCCCAAGCUCAGCUUAGAGGUUCGAAAACUCAGCAAUGGCAGAUUAUCAACAUCUUUGAAGCUGGGACCCUUGCAACCUCGGGGAGUGCCACUUCGGGAGAAGAAGGCAACCCAGAUGGUGGCCAUUGUGCUUGGGGCCUUCAUUGUCUGCUGGCUGCCCUUCUUCUUGACCCAUAUUCUCAAUACCCACUGCCAGACAUGCCACGUGUCCCCAGAGCUUUACAGUGCCACCACAUGGCUGGGCUAUGUGAAUAGCGCCCUCAACCCCGUGAUCUAUACCACCUUCAAUAUCGAGUUCCGGAAAGCCUUCCUCAAGAUCCUGUCUUGCUGAGGAAGCAGAGGAGGGAACACUCCUUGUGCCUAUGUCUAGCUGCCAGGCUGUUGGCCCACUCCGAAAGACUGUUCAGUGUCCUCCGGCCUGUGGUAGGAAGAAGAUUCCUGGAACCAGGAUGUCCCUGCUUGUCAGGUAUAACCAAAUGUGUCCUCCAAAACAGAACAUUUUACCUCCCCAGCUAAAAUCUGACUUCAUUCCGACAAUCUUCAAAUGAUUGGGGAGCCCCCGAGUGAUAAACAAUAAUUCAGAAAGAAGCUGAUAAAUCGUGGCUCACACAAAAUUGUCGUUGGAGGCAUGAUUCAUUACACUAAAGGAAAAAUGAACAGAUCUCAUCAUUCUCAACUUGCAGGGAUCCUUGAAACCAGCCAGUAAACCACAUAGAACAGCCAGUCUGUCUUCCUUCAAACCUCUAAUUAACUGUCAGGCUAACCUUGUACUUUCACGGGCCCAUUCCUCUUGGUCAUUUCUUUCCUUCACUGUACCUGGAAAUAGGAAUGGCAAGGCCAAUGCUUCUACCUCUGUAGAAUCUGACGGGCUACAUUCAGUGAGGUGAAUUUCUCACCCCAAGAGAAACACUGUCCCACAUUGGGACGGGGACUUCAUUUCAAACUUUGCUACCCUUAUAUUUUAGCUUUAGCUGAGAAGGCAUUUUGAUUCCAUUCCUGUACUCUCUCAAGGCAAUCUCAGAGUCUCAAUUUCCAGAGCCAUUCAAGAUGGGGAUAUUAUUGGAAGAUGGGACAACACAUCCCAUUGUAGUUUCACUGUUGAACCUUAUGGUUCAGAACAUUCCUUAGAUAUGCGUUUUAUAUCACCACCAAAUUUUCCUACCCAGAACAUCUUCAUUUCUCCUUAACAGGGACCCAAUGUAGUGGACCACAUCAUGACAUCUUGGGCAACAGUGGACCACAUAUACAACGGUGGUCUCAUAAGAUAAUAACGGAGCUGAAGAAUUCCUAUCACUUAAUGUCAUAGCUGUUGCAACAUCAUAGCUCGAUGCAUUACUUACAUGUUUGUGGUGAUGCUUGUAUAAACAAAUCAUGCUGACAGUCAUAUAAAAGUAUACAAUCGUGUACAUUACAUAAUACUUAAUAUUAAUAAUAAUAAAUGACUACGUUACUGGUUUAUGUAUUUACUAUACUAAACUUUUCACCAUUAUUUUAGAGUGUACUUCUACUUAUUUUUAAAAAGUUACUUAUAAAACAGCCUCAGGCAGGUCCUUCAGGAGGUAUUCCAGAAGAAGGCACUGUUAUAGGAGAUGACAGUUCCCUGUGUGUUAUUGCCCCGGAAGACCUAGUGGGACAAGGUGUGGAGGUGGGAGACAGGGACACUGAUGAUUCUGACCCUGUUUAGGACUAAGCUAAUGUGUGUGUUUAUGUCUUAAUUUUUA
Messenger RNA from Cebus imitator (Panamanian white-faced capuchin), 2265 nucleotides. RefSeq names its product D(3) dopamine receptor. NCBI's taxonomy places the organism in Eukaryota, Metazoa, Chordata, Mammalia, Primates, Cebidae. The record is from RefSeq and is a predicted model, not a curated record. Gene Ontology annotation, cellular component: plasma membrane. Gene Ontology annotation, biological process: adenylate cyclase-activating adrenergic receptor signaling pathway; adenylate cyclase-inhibiting dopamine receptor signaling pathway. The annotation marks the transcript as partial. Gene Ontology annotation, molecular function: dopamine neurotransmitter receptor activity, coupled via Gi/Go; G protein-coupled receptor activity. The transcript is spliced from 4 exons.